CGAGUUUUGGACUACAAAUUUUUGUUUUCCGCUGCGUUAUCCAAGCCUCGUUUCCCAACACGUUGUCCCUUGGAUGGUUCCCUGAAGCUGGAAUGGUCCACUUGAGACCGGAUCUGUCCAUUUGAGCGACCUAUUAAGCUGGAACGGUCCACUUGAAGCCGGAUCUGUCCAUUUGAGGGACCUAUGAAGUUGGAACGGUCCACUUGAGGCCGGAGCCGUCCACUGGAUGGAUCCCAAAAGUUGGAUCGGUCCACUUGAGGCUAGAUCCAUCCACUUGAGGGACCUAUGAAGUUGGAACGGUCCACUGGAUGGAUCCCGGAAGUUGGAUCGGUCCACUUGAGGCUAGAUCCAUCCACUCGAGGGACCUAUGAAGCUGGAACGGUCAACUUGAUGCUAGAUCCGUCCAUUUUUGGGACCCAUGAAGCUGGAAUGGACCUCUUGAGGCUAGCCCUGUCCCUUGGAUGGUUCCUAGAAAUUGGAACAGUCCACUUGAAGCCGGAUCUUUCUAUUGGAGGGACCCAUGAAGCUGGAGCGGUCCUCUAUAGGCAAGAGCGGUCCAUUAGAUGGAUCUCUGAAGUUGGAACGGAGGGAGCUCACUACCGCUGCUUGUGGCUCGCCGAAGGAAGGGGGAGUUCGUCGGAGAGGCUCGCUGUUGCCGUCUGUGGCUCGCCAAAGAGGACCACUGCUGGAGAGGACCGCGGAGAGGACCGCCGGAGAGGACCGCAGAGAGGACCUUCGGAGAGGACCGCUAAUGUAGUGGCUUGUUUGGGAGACUUGCUCGAUUUGGUGGUGGACCGACGAAAGGAGUGGAUCGCCGGUGGUGACCGGGAGCGGCUCGCUAGGGUGCUGGAUCGGCUUGCCUCAAGGAAGAGAGGCUCGCCAGUGGCUCGCUGGUGCUCGCCGGAGAAAGUGGGAGCUCGUCGGAGGGCCGCCGCUGCUGUCCGUUGCUCGCCGGAAGAAGUGGGAGCUCAUCGGAGUGCCACCGCUGCUGGAAAGGCUCGCCGCUGGAUCGAUGCUAGAGUGGUUGUGGUUCGCUGCUUGGUCCCGCCGGAGGUGAAGCAUGCUAGAGGGCUUGCCGAUCUGGGAGGAUGCUCACCGACCAUGGUGGAGGGUACUGCCGGCAGCCUUGUCGCUUGCUCGCUGCUCGCCGGAAAGAUCCCCGCAGUUCUUCACGGACCGAUGUCUCAAAUUUGAGCCUCUUCUUCAAUGGAUCUCGACAGGCAGCCAAGAAGUGUAGAAGCACAAUACGAACGGAGUAUCUUUUUCUUUAUUUUCAAUUUGUUUGACUUUUCUCCUCUUCCAAUCUCUCUCUCUCUUCUUUUUUUGUUCCCCAUCCCUCUUUUUCAUUUAUUAUUUUUACCUUCUCUCUCACUUUUUUCCUCCAUUACGGACUCGGAGCACAAAAGUUUUUUGUGACCGGUCCCACGGGUGGUGCCAGUGAUGUAAACCGUUUUUUCGGGGCGUCGACCCGACGAACUCGGUACCAGGUCGGCACCGCACCGAAUAGCGAAAUCCGGAAAUUAAAUAAAUAAAUAAAGUGGAG
Messenger RNA from Cuscuta campestris, 1543 nucleotides. The record is from the annotation of a GenBank genome assembly. Lineage: Eukaryota; Viridiplantae; Streptophyta; Magnoliopsida; Solanales; Convolvulaceae.